AUGGGUGAUUUGACGGAAUCUUCCUACCCUCAGGCGCCGCCGCCGCCGCCGCGUCAGACCCCCUUCCGCGAGGACUGCUGGACGGAGGAGGCGACAUCAACGCUCGUCGACGCCUGGGGCCGGCGCUACCUGGACCUCAACCGCGGGAACCUCCGGCAGAAGGACUGGCAGGAGGUGGCCGACACCGUCAACGCCCUCCACGGCCACACGAAGAAGACCCGCCGGACCGACGUCCAGUGCAAAAACCGGAUCGACACCCUGAAGAAGAAGUAUAAGGUCGAGAAGGCCAGGAUCUCUAAUUCCAAAGGGAAAGCAACGUCGUCCUGGCCGUUUUACCCUCGCCUGGAGCUCCUGAUCGGAUCCAGUCCAAACAAGGGUAAGGUGAGCCCUCCGCCUCAGUCCACGCUGCCGCUGUCCCUGCCCUCGCCGCCCUUCGCCGUACCGCUGGCCUACCGGAAGCCGCCUUCGCCGGCGAUGGCGACGCCUGCUAUUCUGCCGCAGAAGCGCCAGAUACCGAUGCCUUCGGCGGUGGACGGGCCGUCGUACUUUAGAAAGAAUUACUCCGCGAUGGCAGCUGCAGCAGCUGCUGCAGAGGACGAAGGGGAGGACGAUGACGGAGGGUUUGAGGGAGAUGAGGCAGAGGAGAGCGAGGAUAGGGCUGAUGAGGAGGAGGAGGAGGAGAUUGGGGAUGAUGGGUUGAGGAGGCUGGCCAAGGCUAUAGUGUCGUUCGGGGAGAUUUAUGAGAAGGUUGAGAGUAUGAAACAGAGACAGAUGGUGGAGUUGGAAAAGCAGAGGAUGCAGUUCACUAAGGAUUUGGAGGUUCAGAGGAUGCAGCUGUUUAUGGAUACUCAGGUCCAGCUAGAGAAGCUCAAGAGGGCCAAAAGGAAUGGAUCAUCUGAUGAUAUUUAUAGCUAG
Striga hermonthica is the source of this 915-nucleotide messenger RNA. The record is from the annotation of a GenBank genome assembly. NCBI's taxonomy places the organism in Eukaryota, Viridiplantae, Streptophyta, Magnoliopsida, Lamiales, Orobanchaceae.